CGGUGGGGAUUAGCGGGGGCUCGGGCACGCAGAGCCCGGGGGGGCGCCCUGGGCGUGCCCAGCGAGGGGCGGUGCCGCGGCCCCCCUGAGCCCCCCGCUGUCCCUGCCAGGGGGUGCCCCCCGAGGUGACAUUCGAGGAGGUGGCCGUGCGUUUCUCCCCCGAGGAGUGGGCGGAGCUGGCGCCCUGGCAGCGGGCGCUGCACCGACAGGUCAUGUGCGACAACUACGACCUGGUGGCCAGCCUGGCGGGGGGCACUGAGGGCCCUCCCUCCCACACAGACCCCAACUCCAAGUUCACCCGCAUGAAGGAGGAGUCACACGCGGGGGUUCCCUGCGCUGGGGGGCACAGCAGAGAUACCGACACCACCGACAGCUCAGGUGCCUGGAGCGGUUCUGACAGCAAGGAUGACACCGGGGGACGCUGGGGAUCGGGGUCCGGUGUCCCCCGCUCCGGCUGCCGUGACCCCGAGCGGGGGGGCCGUGCCUGGGCCGUGCCCCGGCGGGUGCCGGCGGCGUCGGGGCUCCUCAUCGGCGGCAGCCGCGGGCUGCGCAGCGGGGCCGAGGCGCCCCCGGGCCGGCCGUACCUGUGCGGCACCUGCGGCAAAUCCUUCCGGCACCGCCGCAGCCUCCUGGCGCACAAGAAGCUGCGGCGGGGGAACCGGGCCCGGCACGGGUGCGCCGAGUGCGGCCGCAGCUUCUGCCUGCGCGGGGACCUGCUGCGGCACCGCGACACGCACCGGGCGCGGCCCCCGGGCCGCCGGCGCUGCCCGGGCGCGGCGGGGCCGGGCGAGGAGCGGCCCUUCGAGUGCGGGCGCUGCGGGCGCAGCUUCAGCUGGAGGGAGAGCCUGGAGCUGCACCUGCGGGGGCACCGCGCCGCCGAGCGCGCCCACCCCUGCCCCGAGUGCGGCCGCGUGUUCCCGCACCGCGGGCACCUCCUGCUGCACCGCCGGGUGCACUCGGGCCAGCGGCCCUUCCCCUGCGCCCGCUGCGGCCGCGCCUUCGCCUCGCGGGCCAACCUCAGCUCCCACCGCAGGACGCGCCGGCACUGCCGGCCCCGCAGCCAGGGCCCCCGCGGGGACAGGGACAGCGACAGGGACAGGGGCCCCCGUGGGGACAGGGACCCCCGUGGGGACAGGGACAGCGACAGGGACAGGGACCCCCGUGGGGACAGGGACCCCCGUGGGGACAGGGACAGCGACAGGGACAGGGACCCCCGUGGAGACAAGGACAGGGACCCCCUUGGGGACAGGGACAGAGACCUCCACGAGGACAGGAACAGGGACCCCUGUGGGGACAGGAACAGCGACAGGGACAGGGACCUCCACGAGGACAGGGACAGGGACGCCCGUGGAGACAGGGACCCACCUAGGGACAAGGACAGCAAUAGGGACCUUUGCGGGGACAGGGACCCACCUGGGGACGGGGACUCGCUGAGGGAUAGGGACAUGGAUAGGGACCCCUGCGGGGACAGGGAUAGGGAUGGGGAUAGGGAGCCUCAUUGGGACAGGGACCCGCUCAGGGAUAGAGAUAGGGAUUGUGAUAGUGAUAGAGUUAGGGACGGGAAUAGGGAGCCCUGUGGGGACGGGCACCCGCUCAGGGACAGGGACAGGGAGCCCUGUGGGGACAGGGACCCGCUCAGGGACAGGGACCUGCUCAGGGCUGGGGAACCCCUCGGGGGCAGGGACCUCCCGGCGGGUGACCAGCAGUAGCCGCGGGACCGGGGUCCUCCCGGUGCUCCGGGGGACGUGACCUCGCCGGUGCCGCAGCCACCCUGGGGCACCCCCGGAGCCACGAGCGCCUGGAGGCUUCUGGAACCCAGGGACUUCUCCGUGUGCCUUUAGACCUUGGGGAAUCCCUCGGGAUGUGUCUCCGUGUUCCCUUUGGAUCUUAAAGUAUCUGGGAUGUUUCCCCAUGUCCCCCUGGACUUUGGAAAACCCCUCUGGGACGAUUCUCCAUGUGCCUUUUGCACCUCAGAAUGUCUCUCCAGGACGCUUCUCCGUGUCCCUUUGGACCUUGAAAUGUCCUCCAGUGCUUCCCAGUCCUCCCAGACCCUGGGAAAUCCCUCUGGGAUGGUUCUCCAUGUUGCCUUUGCACCUGAGAAAAUCCCCCGGGGAUGCUUCUCCGUGUGCCCUGGGACCUCGAAGUAUCUUUGGACCUUGGAAAAUUCCUCUGGGAUGUUUCUCCACGUUCUCUUCAGACACUGAAGUACCUUUGGAUCCUAGAAUGUCCCUCCCGGGCAUUUCCCAGUCCCUGCCAGUUCCACCAGUGUCCUGCCCCAUCUUCGUAUUUAAAGCCAGAUGUUUCUUUAAGUCUAUUUAUUUUAAUUUUUUUAUAUGUCAUUUAUUAUUCUUUCUGUUUUAUUUUAUUCUAUUUAAGUUAUUCCAGUUGUUCUCUUCUGCAUACUCCGGUUCUCCUUCUCCAUUCUGUUCCCCCUAUUCCAUUUAAUUAUAUUAAUUUCUAUUCUAUUUAUUCCCUUUAAAUUUUAUUUAUUUUAGGAGGAAGGUCAGGGAGGGAGGAAGAGGAAGGGAGGGAGGGAGGAAGGAGACUCCUCUGGGCUCUUUGUCAUGGCUGAAUCAUGACAGGGCUCUUGGGACAGCAGGAACCACCACGUGUCCCCCCAGUGUCCCUCCUCCCCCAAAUAAAUAAAGGCCAAAAAUCCGA
This is a messenger RNA of Vidua chalybeata, 2661 nucleotides long. Its product is annotated as zinc finger protein 696-like. The record is from RefSeq and is a predicted model, not a curated record. Gene Ontology annotation, molecular function: RNA polymerase II cis-regulatory region sequence-specific DNA binding; DNA-binding transcription factor activity. Bases 213 to 1709 code for a protein of 498 amino acids. NCBI's taxonomy places the organism in Eukaryota, Metazoa, Chordata, Aves, Passeriformes, Viduidae. The transcript has 3 exons. Gene Ontology annotation, biological process: regulation of transcription by RNA polymerase II.